Molecule: messenger RNA, 2183 nt
Organism: Orbicella faveolata
Lineage: Eukaryota; Metazoa; Cnidaria; Anthozoa; Scleractinia; Merulinidae
Product: polyunsaturated fatty acid 5-lipoxygenase-like
Biological process (GO): lipid oxidation
Molecular function (GO): oxidoreductase activity, acting on single donors with incorporation of molecular oxygen, incorporation of two atoms of oxygen; metal ion binding
Source: RefSeq, a predicted model, not a curated record
CAAACAAACUUAAUAAAACAAAAUCUUUAUGAGCCAAUUGAAAAGUGAUUGUUAACUUUUUGCUUUCGUUCUUAUCUAGUCGACCUAACUCUUUAACUGUGACACGCUCCACACUUUAAUAGCACGCUGAUUAUAAAAGAACACAAUUAAAUUCAAAAUGGAAACUAAAGCGUGGGUGUGUUGAUUGAAAACAGUCACUGUCUGACGCUAUUGACCGCCAGGCAUCAGACACAAGACUAAUCAUUCCAUUCAAAUCUUGUUCUUUUUCUCUAUUAUCGACGACGAGGAAAUUUUAGAAAGCCGCGAAUUUUUCGUAUAAAUAGCGCCAUGGGAUGCAAAACUAUUUCUUAAAACCAAUUUUGACUGAGCUAGUUCGCCACCUGCUACGAGCUUAUGAAAAGUCUGAGGUACAAUUAAUUAAAUCGUGUAAAUAAAACCCGCAGCAAUUAGCAACAGUCAAGUUGUCAUGUGAAUUUAAAAAAAAAAUGCGUUUUUCUCCCGUUGAAUAUCGAGAUAGGCCCUUUGUUCUAGAUGAGGGUUUUACACUCCCAACACCCAGGUUACAGUAAAGGAGGUUUCAAGCGUGAACUAUAAAAGGCCGGAAGUUGGUAUUUGCUGGGGCUGGUUUUCAAAAGAAGUGUUUUUAUUAACUAUCUAAACAUUGUAGAUAAAUAGAUUAGUCUUGGGUCCGAGUUUAAUUAAUGUUUGUGCUUGAAUAGUCCAUUGGACGUCGUGGCACUUCAAAGUAGCGCCUUUUAAAUAACUUAAGUUUCGAGACGAAUGAAAUUCGGUUCAGGUACCAAUUCAACUGAUUCUCAAUUAAUAGUGUUCACUUCUCUGUGUUUCAAAUUCAGGUACACAGAACAUCGCCACUGUAAUUAACAGAAACAAAUUAUCUGUCGACGGCAAACGGAAAAGAAGCGAACUUCAAGCACUGUGCAUCUAGAACUAAUCUCGGCACCAGGAUUCUCCUUUGAGCACUUUGGAGAAAUGCAACUUUCGACUGUCUUGGUUUCCUUAACAGUAGGCUUAAUCGUAGCCCCAAGCUAUACAUCAGGAUUUUUUAAGCUUCCAAAGCUGCCAAAACUUCCAAAGCUUCCAAAGCUUCCAAAGCUUCCAGAGCUUCCGAAGCUUCCCAAGAUUGAACUUCCGAAGUUUCCUCCUCCCUGUGGCGUCUCCCUACCUCAGCACAACAAUUUAAUCGGCUGUAAAGUUCUCAGGAAUAUCCCUGUCGACAAGAACAAGUUGAUUUACAGGUUAAAGCGCCAGGAUGAAUUGAAUGGAUUUGCCCUUCUAAGCACCAAUCCGGUAGAGCUGAGAAUAAUUGCUCUAGCCGAUCCAUUCAUGAGUGAUUACACGCAUCACUAUCUACUGCAGGCAGCCGAGGCCAUAGGAUCUGUUGUUAAAUAUGGAUUGACAAACAACUUAAAAAAGGAGAUCAACGACAUCUCGGAAUAUCUGAAGGUGACAGAUUGGUUCCAGAAUGCGAUGGAAAAUAAGGGACUGUUAACUAAGAAACUGGAGAAGUAUACGAAAUUGCCCUCCCGUCACGAGGACUUUAAUAACAACAAGCCCAGAUGGAUCAGCGACAAGUUAUUUGCUCAGCAGCGCCUGGCUGGAACUAAUCCAAUGUCGAUCCAAAGAGUGACCAAUCACGACGAAGACGCGGUAGGACUGGACUGGAACAAAUUGAAGACAACACUAAAUCCUACUUUUGACUGGGACUCUGCUGUGCAGGCCGCUCUGAGGAAUACAGAUUCAAUUGAAGCUGCCAUGAAACAAGGUCGCAUCUACGCUCUCCGUUAUGAGUUGUGUGACGACAUGGAACGAGCACAGGACAAGACUGAUCAUGACCCUAGAAGGGCUAUGUGGGACUUUUUUUCUCCAAUUGCCGUUUUUGCUUCUGCGAAAAGAGGCCGAUCUAAUGAACUUGUGCCUGUUGCCAUACAAAUGGAUUACAAACCGGGUAGGUUAGAACUUAUACAUACUCAGAAGAAUUAAGACCGUUUUCUUUUAUCCAAGAAGUGCAUCUUUUUUAUACACUAGAGUUUAUCAUAUGCCAUUACCUUUUGCCAUAUAAAAAAUGCGCCUAGGAUACCAAAAUGAAAGUAUAAAGUGAACUACUGAUAGUAAAACUUAUUGCUGUGAAUCUCUAACUAUUUUUCCCAGGCCCAAUGGCAAAA